Molecule: messenger RNA, 1246 nt
Organism: Gavialis gangeticus (Gharial)
Lineage: Eukaryota; Metazoa; Chordata; Crocodylia; Gavialidae
Gene: LACTB2
Product: lactamase beta 2
Exons: 8
Coding region: 58-945 (295 amino acids)
Cellular component (GO): mitochondrial matrix
Molecular function (GO): RNA endonuclease activity; single-stranded RNA binding
Source: RefSeq, a predicted model, not a curated record
GAGAGCUCGCGCGACUGACGUGGUACGUUCCGCCCGUUGCAGUUGCGCGCUAGCAAGAUGGCGGCGCUGCUGCCGCGCAUCGAGCAGCUAUCGGCGCGAGUGGUGCGUGUGCUGGGCUGCAACCCGGGACCCAUGACCCUGCAGGGCACCAACACCUACCUGGUGGGCACCGGGCCCAGAAGGAUCCUCAUUGACACAGGAGAGCCAGCAAUACCUGAAUAUAUUGGCUGUUUAAAGCAGGCGCUCAAUGAUUUCAACAUCUCAAUACAAGAGAUUUUAGUGACACACUGGCAUGCUGAUCACACUGGUGGCAUCUCCGACAUAUGUAGAAACAUCAAUAAAGGUUCCAAAUUUUGCAUUAGUAAGCUUCCACGCAGCCCACCUCGUGAAGAAAUAAUAGGAAGGGGAGAACAAAAGUAUUUAUAUCUGAAAGAUGGAGAUGAGGUAAAGACCGAAGGAGCCACUCUCAGAGUUUUAUAUACUCCUGGACACACUGAUGAUCAUAUGGUUUUGCAUCUCAUAGAAGAAAAUGCUAUAUUCUCUGGUGACUGUAUUCUAGGAGAAGGGACGGCAAUAUUUGAAGAUCUCUAUGAGUACAUGAAAUCAUUGGAAAGGCUGUUGCAAAUUAAAGCUGUCUUGAUAUAUCCUGGACAUGGCCCUGUAGUACAUGAUGUAGAUGACAAAAUUCAAGAAUAUAUUUCUCACCGAAAUAUGCGCGAACAGCAAAUUUUAAGUAUGUUCCAGAAGAAUGCUGAAAAAUCAUUUACACCCAUGGAGCUUGUAAAGAUGGUGUACAAGGAUCUUCCUGAACCCUUAUAUAAAGCAGCAGAAAAUAACAUCACCUGCCACUUAAGGAAAUUAGAAAAAGAAGGAAAAGUGUGUAUUAUGGGAGAGAGAUGGAGAAAUCCUAGUUCUGUAGUAAGAGCCAGUAAGCACAGUGAUUGAAAAGUCUCCCACCUUAAUCCGGAUUAGCAAUUUAUAAAUGUUACAAGUAACAACUAUAGAACCAUAUUGCUGAGCAACCAUGUGCAGAAUUAUUUAAUGGAGAAUGCAGAGACACUUUGCUAAUAUGUAAAAUCUGAACACCAGUUUUUGUUGGAAGUGCUUAGGAAAUUGUGGUGGUGUAAUUUUAAGUGAAUUUUAUACUAAUUACCAGUCACAAAUGAUUUUCAUAUAUUCUGCGUGAUGGAAAUUGAAGAAUACCUGGUUUGCUCAAUUAAUAAAGUGAAACUAGUGUGAAAAAAUU